Populus trichocarpa (black cottonwood) is the source of this 1824-nucleotide messenger RNA. Its product is annotated as anthocyanidin 3-O-glucosyltransferase 5. Bases 110 to 1564 code for a protein of 484 amino acids. The record is from RefSeq and is a predicted model, not a curated record. Gene Ontology annotation, molecular function: UDP-glycosyltransferase activity. The transcript has a single exon. NCBI's taxonomy places the organism in Eukaryota, Viridiplantae, Streptophyta, Magnoliopsida, Malpighiales, Salicaceae.
AAUGGUAGCCAAUCAGCUAGAAGAAGCACGUGAUAAGGGAGGAUACGAUGCUUAUAUACACAUUCUGAGCAAGGCUUUGGUCCUUCCUUCUCCUUAUUAAAAAAAAUAUAUGGUGUCUGUCAAUAACGAAGAAACAAUGGCAGUAGUUGAAAAUGAAACCGCAAAACCCCAUGUUGCAAUCAUGCCAAGCCCAGGCAUCGGGCAUAUCACCCCUCUUCUCGAGAUCGCUAAACGACUGGUUGUCCUCCAUGACUUUCAUGUCAGUUUCAUUGUCAUCGCCACCAACGAAGCCUCUGCGGGCCAAGGCAAUCUACUCCAAUCAUCCACCCUACCUCCAGGCCUUGACGUGGUGUACCUCCCUACUGUCGAUGUUUUUGCGGUCACAACAAAUGGCAUGCCGUUGGCCGCUCGUCUUUGUGCCAUAGUAGAAGAAGCCAUCAAGUCCCUAAAAUCUGUCCUCGUAAAGUUAGGAAAGAUCAAAGCUGUUGUCGUUGACUUGUUUUGCACCCAGGCUUUUGACAUCUGCAGCGAGCUUUCAAUUCCAGCUUACUUGUUCUUCACUGCAUCCAUUGCCUUGCUCAACUUUUCUCUGUAUUUACCGACUCUUGACCGUGAAGUGGAGGGCGAAUUUGUUGAUCUCCCCGAACCUGUUAAGGUCCCUGGUUGCCCUCCAAUUCGACCUGAAGACCUCUUGGACCAGGUCAAAAACCGUAAGAUUGAUGAGUACAAAUGGUAUUUAUUUCACUCCAGCAGGUUCCAUUUGGGAGCUGGAAUAUUUCUCAAUUCCUGGGAGGAUCUUGAACCAGCGAACUUUAAAGCUAUCACAGAGGAUCCAUUCUUCAAACAGAUCCACACACCACCGGUUCACCCUGUUGGACCCCUAAUCAAAAUAGAAGAGCCUCUGACUGCCUCAGAUGCUGACUGCCUGGCCUGGUUAGACAAGCAACCUCCUAAUUCAGUUCUUUUUGUGUCACUAGGCAGUGGCGGUACGUUAACAGUUGAGCAACUCACUGAAUUAGCAUGGGGACUUGAAUUGAGCCAUCAAAGGUUCAUUUUUGUUGUUCGUAUGCCAACAAAUAGUAGCGCCUCCGCAGCAUUUUUCAAUGCAGGCAGUGAUGUCAGUGAUCCAAAGACAUAUCUGCCAACAGGAUUUUUGGAGAGGACACAAGAAAGGGGGCUGGUGGUGCCAUCAUGGGCCCCGCAAGUUCUGGUGCUCAAACACCCAUCAACCGGCGGGUUUUUAACACACUGUGGGUGGAACUCAACGUUGGAGGCUGUGACUCAUGGUAUGCCUAUGAUCGCAUGGCCGCUCUAUGCGGAACAGCGAAUGAAUGCUACAAUUCUUGCAGAGGAAAUUGGAAUAGCUAUCAAGCCAGUGGCGGAGCCAGGAGCGAGCUUGGUGGGACGUGAAGAGGUAGAAAGAGUGGUGAGACUUGCGAUAUUAGAAGGGAAAGAGAUGAGGAAAAAGAUUGAAGAGCUCAAAGAUAGUGCUGCAAAAGCCAUGGAGAUUGGCGGGUCGUCUUAUGACUCGCUAGCUUGUUUGGCCAAGGAAUGGAAGUCUUAAUUAGUCCACUGUAAGCUCCUGAGGAUCAUUCUGGCUAUUAGAAAAUAAAUCUUUGUUUCCAUGCCAGUGGCUCCAUCACAAGUUCGUUUAAUUUUCUGUAAACAAUCAAGCACUGCAAGUUCUUGUAAUAAUAAGCGUGCAUGUUUCCGUAAUUUCUUAGUGUAGAAAAAGCUCUUAAACGCGCGGGGGUAUAAUUGUCUUUACAAUAGUACAUGUUACUCAUUGGCAAGUUUUAUGUGUUAGAGGGGUGUUUUCUGGUU